UUAUGAGGCAAAAACCUGGACAUUCUGCAAAAAUCUGGACAGUUAAGAGCUAUGAUGGCCAGGUACAUUUUUAUACAAAAGACAUAAUCAUACAUACUUUCUGAUAUUGAAAUGAUAGGUUUAAGAUAUAUUUACUGUUGUUGUUGUACCGUUCUUGUAAGUAUGAACAAAAUGUGACAGAUUAAUCUGAAUUGCUUAAUGUUACAAAUGUUAAACUGUUUACAGACUCUUAAAAACCACAGGUCAGUUAGUUCAGAUUAGCACAGACUAUUUCCAAACAUUCAGACAGGUCUUUUACAUAACUUAGUACUCAGACUGGUUUCCCUGUUUCACUCUAUAUAAACACUGCCAGAAGAAAAAAAAAUCAGCAAGUAGACAUGAUUAGUGAGAGGAGACUCAUUCACCCCAGAUCAGAGGGCAAAUGGAAAGUUGCAUGUGAUAACAUGGCUAAGUACGUACCUAGCUAUUUUUAGCAGUGGAAUGUAUACAAUGUCCUAGCACUAGGCUGUUGUCGUGCAGAGCAAAUGAAGCAAGGUGGGCCUUCUUCAUUAUAAACAAACCCCUAACAUUUGUCUUCCAGAAACAUCAGUUAACUGAUUCGGAAACAAUUUCCUGGACUGUUUUUUUUUUGUAAAUUAAAGCUGCAGAAGAAGUAAGAAAAGAAAAUCCUAACAGGCAAACAUCUACUUGAUCUGACAGCGUAAAACUAGAGGGAUUCAGAAGAAUGGAUGACGACUCGGCUGAGGGCCUACAUUUCAAAUACCAAAGCUUUUCAUACGAUUUGAUGAAACAGCUCAAUAUUCUAAGGCAGAGCAGAAUACUGACUGAUGUUGUCUUAUGUAGUGAAGGCUUUGAAUUUCCUUGCCACCGCAGUGUUCUUGCAUCCAGUAGCCCUUAUUUCAGGGCAAUGUUCUGUCAUGGCUUCAAAGAGAGCUACAAAACUAAGAUACCCAUAAUAGGAAUUCACUCAGAUACUCUUACUCAAAUCAUUGACUUUGUUUAUACUGGGGAGAUUGAUAUAACAACAGAAAAUAUUUUAUACAUAAUGGCUGCCUCUUCAUUGCUGCAGUAUGUAAAACUCUUUGAGGCCUGCUCUUCAUUUCUUCAGGGUCUUCUGUCUCCUAGCAACUGUUUAAGCAUAGUAAGGCUAUCAGAAUUCUUGAACUGUGGAAGUCUUGCUACAAAGGCCAAGGCUAUGUCUUUGGAAUUUUUUCCAAGGGUUGCAGUUUCAGAUGAUCUUAAAGAAACAUCUUUAAUGGAACUUGUGGAUUAUCUGGGUGAUGAUGAACUCUGUGGAGCAGAGGAACAAGUUUUUGAAGCAAUCAUUGCUUGGAUCAGACAUGAUUCUCAAGCCAGGCAGAGGUUCAUUGAUGAACUGUUUAAAAAAGUGAGACUGCGAUAUGUUAAUCCCGCCUUCCUUUUCCAUUUCAUUGCCAAUGAUCCUUUAAUCCAGUCCUCACCUCUCUGUAAAGCCAUUUUAGAAUCUGCCAGAAGAAUGAUUCUUUCACUCAACAGUUUAAGUGCUCCCGAUUUGCUAAAUAUGUGGAACAUCCCACGGAGGCGUCCAUGGAAGGAACUACAUGUUAUUGUUGGUGGCAGAAAGGACAACCAGCAGACAACCAGAGAAACUUUGCUAUUUGAUGAUGUGUCACAGAAAUGGAUUCCUCUUGCAAAAUUGCCAGUCCGACUUCACAAGGCCUCUUCUGUGUCACUGCACAGCAACAUCUAUGUCUUGGGAGGUAUGCUAAUAAACGAAAAGAAGCGGCCAGUUAGCUCUGGUGUUUAUUCUUAUUCCUUAAAACUGAAUCAGUGGAAAAGGGUAGAGUCCAUGCAAGAGCCUCGUUAUUCACACAGGAGCAUAACAUAUAAAAAUUGCAUCUAUUCUCUCGGGGGAAUAGGAGCAGAACAGAAAAUACUGAACACAGUUGAAAGAUAUGAUAGUAUUUUCAGUGUUUGGGAAAGCAUGUCAUCAAUGCCUGUUGCUGUUCUUCAUUCCGCUGUUGCAGCCAAAGACCACAGAAUAUACCUUUUUGGUGGAGAAGACAUCAUGCAGAAUCCUGUGAGGCUUAUACAGGUGUACAAUGUACCGAGAAAUAUGUGGUUCAGAAUGGAGACCCGAAUGGUGAAGAAUGUCUGUGCACCUGCUGUUGUAAUUGGAGACAGAAUUAUCAUCGUUGGAGGGUAUUCACGAAGAAUGGUAGCUUAUGACACCAAGACCAACAACUUUGACAAAUGUGCAAGCAUGAAGGACAGGAAGAUGCGCCAUGGAGCAACUGUUGUCAAUAACAAGUUGUAUAUCACUGGUGGGCGAUACGUCACAACUGAUAAUAACAUUGAAGACUCAGAUUCAAUUGACUGCUAUGAUCCAGAAACAGACAGCUGGAAAUCUGUAGGAAAACUGCCAAGCAGACUCUUUGACCAUGGCUAUGUCACGCUUUUGAGCAUUCCAUAUAAGUCAAAUAUGGCUUACUAGGGGCAUUUGCUAAGUAUGAUGUAUUAAUGGCAUGUGGUAGACUCCUACCAGCUUCUUUUAUCCUUAGAAAGAAAGAAAAAUCAAAAAUGAAAAUAGCAUCCAUGCUAGAUACUGGACAUUGUCUCACCAGGUAUGCUGUGAAUCUUUAUUGUAAGCUUGGAUGUAAAUAAUUAUGUAAUGAGCAGAACACAUUAAAAGAACAAUGGAUGCAGAAUACUAUUUACAUGCCAGUACUGCACAGAUUACACACAACAAGAUUGCAUUCCAGUAACAUGCAGUAUAAAAUGCUGUAAUGCAUCGGAGAAAAGCAGAACGUUAGAUUAUCUGUGCCUCUUGAAGGGCAGCUUCUAGUUAAAAUAAUCAUGCAGUUUAAAAACACAGAGCCUCUAAUGCUAGUGCAGCAAAUGUUGACAUUUUUUCAUACAUGGUUUUCAUUUCUUACUUCUUGUGGCUUGCCUGUUAUUAUGUUCUAUUUGUAGACUCUCUAUGCUGGCACCAUAGACUAAACAGACUUAAAUCAUAGCUCUUGGCUAACUGUUGCGCGGUCAGUAUAGGGUAAGCCUGCCAGAUUCCCUGUUAUUUCUGUAUUUUUGUGCACAAUCUCAGAAAAAUGCUACAAAGUACACAAAAGGUAAAAUGAUUUAAUCCGACAGUUUUAUACAGCUGAAAGUGACACUAAAACUGAAGUAGUUCCUGUAACAGUCUUAUUAGAGCCUCUUUUUGUUAUUUAUCUCCAUCACAUACGUAACCAUUAUACAGAAUAAAUACUGGUAGUGUACCUUGUUAAUGACAACUAUUUUUGUGGUUUUCAUGUGAAAUGGACCUGUCAGAAGCAUUUCUUUUAUCUCAUCCACGCCAGUUUUGAUAUGCAUAUUUACUGCAAUUGAAAUAAACUACUCUAUUGAAUUUCAUUUAGGCAAACAUAGUAAAGACAGAGACAAUAAGGCUCAGUGUAUUGCAUAUUCAGUUUUAUUUUAGAAGGUUAGGAGUUGACAUGCACUGCAAAUAAAAUGCCACUAUUUUGCAGCUUAAUAUAUCUGUCGAGCUCUGUCCAGCCCAUAGAAUUAAGUCUGCUGCAGAAAAAUGAUGCUGUAAACUCAAAUUUUUAAACAAAACUUUAUAAACAUGUAAUAUUCUAAAUCAUAUUCUAAAUUUGAACAAGAAAACAUAGUUUCUACCCGAUGUCCAAAGAUUACAUCUUCAUCUGCAGUUAUGACUCAUCUAAAAUGAGCUAGCUUUAUGGCAUUUUUCAUCAUGUUUUAUAUUAGUGCUGUUAAUGUAGUAAACAAAUAGCCAAGUUCAUGAGUUCUACUCUUAUGCUAGUGUUAGAGAUAUGUUUCCUCAGAAUAAAAAUUGCUGUUUUCAGAGGAACAGAAUAGUUAAGGGCCAUAGUGUUUGACCAUUGUCCAAGUCAAACUGUACACUGUUUCCAGAAGCGAAUUAUUGCUCCAGUUCUACAGUAAAUAAUGCCCUGACAUGUUUAAUCAGCCUAUCUAAAGUGAAUGACUUGGAAACAUCCACAGCUACAUCGAGUCCUACUUCUGGUUAAAACUAAUGUAAAAAAAAGUAACAUGUAAAUAAAUAAGCAGCAUGUAAACUAUUUUCAUACAUGAAAGACAGGCAGCCUUUGCUUCCUUCCUAGAAUUCAUGAACUAAUUCACUCAUAUAAGAGGAAGGGAAUAUUCAAGCAAUAUACCACAGUGAAUAUUAUCAUGUGGAACAGACAAUCCAUGAUUACUUAGGACUAAGUACACAGUUUCAGCACUCAGAAUUUGUACCACAGCCUUGCAGACACAGGGUGGGAUAUAUGGAUACAAGUGCGUGAAAUUAAAUGCUUUGAAAUACAGAAAAACACCAUUCCACACAAAAACAAUGUUACAAACAAUAUCUUGCAACAUGGUAGACUGCAUCUAAACAGAGCAAUUCAUCUUGUUCUUCAAAUGAGAACCCAAACACUAUCACAUUAUCUAUCUAUAUCUGUAUCUAUAUCUACAGUAUAUCUAUAUCUAUCUAUAUACACACAGACAUACAUACAUACAUAUGUGGGUCCCUGUUAGAAUAUCGAGUCUUGAGAACAUCAACAUUCACAGCAGUGACACCCAGAAGCUUGAAAAGGCAGAAUACUGAACUGGCAUAACAGUGAAAUGCAAAAGAUCACACAGUAGAAAUGGAUGAUUGUGCAGGGUUUUGCCCAUUCCCAGCUGUAGUGUGAUCUUGAAGUUAGUAUAUAUAAUUACCAAGGGGUGUGAGGGGUACGGG
Messenger RNA from Protopterus annectens (West African lungfish), 4732 nucleotides. It is a transcript of the gene KLHL38, whose product is annotated as kelch like family member 38. NCBI's taxonomy places the organism in Eukaryota, Metazoa, Chordata, Ceratodontiformes, Protopteridae. Gene Ontology annotation, molecular function: protein binding. The transcript is spliced from 4 exons. The record is from RefSeq and is a predicted model, not a curated record. The coding region runs from base 725 to 2473 and encodes 582 amino acids.